This is a messenger RNA of Lineus longissimus, 11030 nucleotides long. Its product is annotated as potassium voltage-gated channel protein Shal-like. Gene Ontology annotation, molecular function: protein binding; A-type (transient outward) potassium channel activity. NCBI's taxonomy places the organism in Eukaryota, Metazoa, Nemertea, Pilidiophora, Heteronemertea, Lineidae. Gene Ontology annotation, cellular component: membrane; voltage-gated potassium channel complex. Gene Ontology annotation, biological process: protein homooligomerization; potassium ion transmembrane transport. The coding region runs from base 358 to 2319 and encodes 653 amino acids. The record is from RefSeq and is a predicted model, not a curated record. The transcript has 6 exons.
AUGGCGAGCGCUGUAGUGUUUCCAUGAUAUCGCGCCGAGAAAGACAAGCUUGCACUAGCAGUACUGUCUAUGGAUAUUACUGGUGAAUGCCGCGAACCACACCGGACUUACUACAGGGAAGUAUUCCAAUAGCUUAUUCCAGGAUUUUCCGUUUUAAUUCGUGGAGAUUUAUGAAAAUGUGUAAAAGCGUUGAGCGCUGCUAUAGCGGGCUGCGAAGGCUUUACGCACUGAGCAAGUGGCCGGUCGAUUAUCACCAAGCUCUCUGAAGUGGGAUUUUCGGAAGCGUGUUAUUCAUUUAUAUCGGAUUUACAGAUUGUUCUCGUUUUGAUUUGAGGUUUUACUCAGUAACUGGCAAAGAUGGCUGCUGUUGCGGCCUGGUUACCAUUCGCUCGGGCGGCGGCAAUAGGCUGGGUGCCCGUCGCUCAGAACCCCAUGCCCCCACCCCCAGUACAGCACGACAGCCACCGAACUGAUGAGAAACUACGAAUAAAUGUCAGCGGACGGAAAUUUGAAACUUGGCGAAAUACAUUAGAGAAGUAUCCCGACUCCCUCCUGGGCUCAAAUGAAAAAGAGUUUUUCUAUGACGAAGAGGUUAAAGAGUACUUUUUUGACCGAGAUCCUGAUAUCUUCAGGCAUGUGCUAAAUUACUACAGAACAGGCAAACUGCAUUACCCGCGGCAUGAAUGCAUCACAGGCUAUGAUGAGGAACUCGCCUUCUUUGGUAUCAUGCCCGACAUCAUUGGAGAUUGUUGUUACGAAGAUUACCGCGACAGAAAGCGAGAAAAUGCAGAACGUCUAAUGGACGACAACCCCUCAGAAAAUGGCGACAAACACCCCCAGACAAACGUCAGAGAAAAAAUGUGGCGGGCUUUUGAAAAUCCACACACGAGCACUGCAGCUUUAGUGUUCUACUACGUAACUGGGUUCUUCAUUGCUAUCUCUGUUUUAGCAAAUGUGAUUGAGACGAUUCCGUGUGGAGUUAUACCAGAAACGGACGAAAACCCCUCUUGCGGGGACCGGUAUAAAGAGGUCUUCUUCUGUCUAGAUACGGCUUGUGUAAUGAUCUUUACCGCUGAGUAUUUACUUCGGGCGUUCGCCGCCCCAGAUAGGUGCAAAUUCAUGCGAAGCGUCAUGAGUGUAAUAGAUGUAGUGGCAAUACUCCCGUAUUACAUCGGACUCGGGAUAAAGGACAAUGAUGACGUCAGUGGCGCUUUCGUUACCCUUCGUGUCUUCAGAGUUUUUAGAAUUUUCAAAUUUUCCCGUCAUUCACAAGGAUUACGUAUUCUUGGAUAUACCCUGAAAAGCUGUGCCAGUGAACUCGGAUUCCUACUCUUCUCUCUCACCAUGGCCAUAAUCAUCUUCGCAACAAUCAUGUUCUACGCUGAAAAGAAUGUAAAGAGCACCAACUUCACAAGUAUUCCAGCAGCCUUCUGGUACACCAUUGUUACCAUGACAACUCUAGGUUACGGUGACAUGGUGCCUUCUACAAUCACCGGCAAGAUUGUCGGCGGUGUAUGUUCACUCAGUGGAGUUUUGGUUAUCGCUCUUCCAGUUCCUGUUAUUGUUUCAAACUUCAGUCGAAUAUACCACCAGAACCAGCGUGCGGAUAAGAGGAAGGCGCAAAAGAAAGCGCGGCUAACGAGAAUAAAAAUGGCGAAGAAUGCGAGUGGUCAAGCGUUCCUCAGUAGUAAGAAGAAAGCUGAGGAACGACUCAGAGCCCGGGAAAGCGGGCUUGAACUGGACGAGGAGAAUAGCGACGAUGUCUUUAAACUACAGCAUCACCACCUCUUAGCUUGUCUUGAAAAAACUACCGAUCGUGAGUUUGUUGAGAUGGAGUCAGCGUACAAUGGUGCCCCGACCAAACCCUCCAACACCCCUCCUCUCUCCCCAACCCCGUCUAUCGCCUCCAUUGAACCCAGGAAGACGACGACGGGUUGCUGCGCUCGGAGAUCAUCGAGUAGAAAAUAUCUGGUAAAGUUCAAUACAAAAUCCUGUUUUGGGCAAGAUGCUAUCAUCACGAGGUCACAUGAAACCGAACCGCUGAAACCAACGCGGUCAUCCCCAGAGUCGGGUCAAGAAGAACUGAAUGAUUUACAACAGAUCCAUCUGCCGACGAUAAACCGGACGCCCCGCCAAAGCCUCAAUGCCAUCCCAAUAAGUACCACCAAUAAUAAAGCCAACAAUACGACGACGGUGACGACAGCCAUCGUCACUAUGCCCUCGUCGAGUACAAACUCUGAUGCCGAGUCAAUGCGGACACCGAGCACGUGCAGUGCCUCACCGCAGAAUCCAAACGUGUGCAGGGUGUCCACGCUUUAAUGGACAGAAUCGCUAGUUCAGGAUUUCACUCUACGAUCAGGGAGUUGUUUCUGGUCUAUCUUAUUGGUUGAGGGUCCAUAUGCUCAAUCAGGAAGCGGAGCAGACGUCAAUCACGGCGUAGAUGGAAAAGAGAAUAGGGAGAAGAGAAUGGGGAGAAGAAAAUGUAUGUUAAUGCAAAAGCUCGGUUAAUGAGAGAUUGCGGCUUUUUACAGCUGUUUGGUUGCAACGGUUUUGAAAUACGGUUUGGAAAAGCAUGAAAUUCCACACAGCUGUUUUUGAGUCGAAGGUACAACUGAAAAGUGGACACAUUUCUCAUGUUGUAAGACGUGCAUUAUAGUUGUGCAUGUUGUCUGAUUGAUGUGGAAGGGAACUGCACUCGGCUCAAUGCAUCUUGUCGACCUGUGAAUGCGAUCAUGUGAUAGCAAGCCAGAUGAAUACGACACUCACUAAUUAUGGACUAACUAAGUGCUACUUAAGCUAUAAAUGGUCGGUUCUACAGCAUCAACUGUCAUGUAAUGAACCACCGUAUAAACCUACUCUUAGAAGGAGUUUACUCUGCCGUAAUAUGAAGUAUAGGUCUUUUAAAUGUCUUCAUUGAAUAUAUGAACAUAUAUGGUUGUGAGGCAGAUAUUUUCAUGAUAGUCGAGACCGACAUUGUUUCAAUUUUGACAACUUUUGAUAUAUGUUGUUGUGAUUCCUGGUUUAGAAAUAAUGAAUAUUCAUCUUCAUAUCUAAUAUUCAUGAGUGUGAAUAUUCAUUAGCUCGUGUGAAUAUUCAUAAGUUACAUUGCUCAUGAACAUUCACGAGUAAGAAAUAAUUGAAUAUUGUGUCCAGUGUUGAUUAUAACCUCAGUUUGGACAAUUGGAACUUGAAUAUUCAUGAACAAUGCCUGUUAAUAUUCAUGAGUAACCUUUAUGAAUAUUCAUAAGCCUGGAUGUUCAUGAAUGUGAAUAUUGAUGGCUUGUAAUUGGAUAUUCAUGAGGGUGGCUAAGGCGUCGGAAUGUCGAACAGAUCUGAUAGGUCGUUCGUGUCAAUAGCUGGAAAAAAUCUGACAUAAAAUUCACAUAUUCUAUGUGGUUUUUUAAUGUUCUCUUUUCGGUGGGCAUAAAAAUGAAUCUGACGUCACGUGACCUCGCCUGUUCCAUGAAUGAUCCCUGUCAGAAAAUAUUUGGUUAUGGUGGAGACGUAGUUGAUGAAAGAGUCUAGAUUCUGUAGAAUCUGUUAUUUUGUGUUGGAACGGCAAGUUUCUGAAUCAGAAAUGGCAAGCCGUUCGCUUGGUGGUAAGUGGUGGUCACUUUACCACCAGACUGGACAGAUUAAAGCCGUGUUUAUGAACAUUUAAUCAUGUCUUUGGAUAGGUAGACGAGGCAAGGGGGCCCCACGCAAAUCUAUCAUUAUUUAAAAACAUUCCAUAGUUGUACGGAGAGUUGACAUUAGGGUGUAACUUUACCAUGUCUUUCUGAUUCGGCCUGUAUAUGUUAUAUAUAAAUACAAAACACGACCAGUUAGUGCAAGAGUAAUUAGUGUAGGCAGUUUUUUGUUAUUUUGGUCUGCGAACUGUGUCUGAUAUUGGCACGGUCUAGUGGUGAGGCUGGCAGAUCAGUUAGUCUUUUGGCUUGGAAGACAUGCAGCUGGCUAACCGUCAAACUAAAUAAUGACGUUUGGGGGAUGGAGAAAAAUAAGAGUCGAGCUCAUGUAUUGGCUUUGAAUUCCUUUGCUGGGCCGAGAUGCCAGUGCAAGGUAUCGCCGAAAGUGAAUAUGAGUUACCAUGCUGGGUGAUAAUAGUUGGGUAAAUGGAUAUUUAGUGUCUGCCAAAGAAUAACCAUACAUGAUCUCUUGUCAUUUGGCUUGUUCAGUGACUUGGAAAAUCUCUGGUGCUUUCUCUAUAUUCUCAUCAUUGAAUUGGCCAGUCCAGUCAGUUUAACGUAAUAUGACUGGACGAGGCUCUAUGUACGAGUAUAAACCAAUGGACAAUUUCUGGCAGCUUCUCAUUUGAACAGAUCUUCAUGAAAAUAUGCUUCAUUGCUGUUUUAGGCUUAGUAUAGUUUGGCUUGUUUCUUAUUUCGAACCGGAUACUUGGUAAGGUCUUUUGGUGAACGUCUGACCAUAUUGGCCUGUGGUGGCUCCCUUGCCUAUGGGUGGUUCCAUGGGGAUGACAUGACCUGGUUUGAAUGGAGUUAGUCCCCUCAUCACCUCACUAUGCUACCUCAGUAGUGAACCUCCUUGAUCUCUUAGACAAGAAAACAAGGAUUUAUGGUGGUAGUAACUUGUGACCUCGAAUGAAAAUGAGUGGAUCAACUCACUUUCCAACUAAAUUUCUUACAAAUUCGGUCACAAAAAUAUGGGGUUGGAUCAUUAGAAGGACAUGCAGAGAGAAGCAGAGGAUCAGAGACUAUUACUACCGUACCAAUAAUGAUCUUUGCAUUUUUAUAAUUUCAUGUUCAUAUUGUAACUAAUUUUACAGAAUUUAAACUUUGAACUGUUCAGCUCUAUUUGAUUGAGAUGAUUACUGAUUUUGUUCCUGUGCUCACUAAGGUAGAAUAGAAGUUUCUCAGUAACGUCGUCGUUGCCUGCCUAAUGUUUUCCUCCGCCUUUUUUUACGCAUCUUAUACUGUCGUGUAUAUAAACAAUUUGAUGGACCUCAAUGCUGUCUCCUACACCGUAACUCAUGAAGCUGUACAGUUUUUAUCAUGUAUAUACUUAGUCCUUGGGACAGGCGUUCAAAUAUGGUUCCAUCCUGGAAUUGAUUGUCAGAUAUUUGUUCCAUAUUUUAGCGAGAUAUAAGUUGAAGUAUUCAUGUACUUGCCAGAAUUCACAACUGUCUUUAACAGUAAACCUGGUAGCAAUGCAUGCCAAGCUAGCGCUCGAGAGCAGUGCUUGGUGGCAAUGCUGUCCUGAGAAGAUGAGCGGGAUGUCGUUAGUGCUAGCGAUGUCCCGCGUUAGUAUUCAUUGAAAAAAGCUCUAUGUCCACCUUGUUGCACCGCAAAUCUUGUUAAACUUGACAGAAAGUCUGGCAAUCAAUUCCUCAGGAAUCAUGAGUAUGAUUAGCCAUCGCUGGGAUUUCAUCACAUGACAUUUUUUCUUCGAUUCACCGCGUCAUAAAGCCCACGUGGUCCAUAAACCUAUAAACUCUCCAGGAUUUCAUAUACGAUGUAGUAAUAUACCCCUGAAGGAAUGUUUUUGAAUUUUUCUGCCGAUUUCAGAAUCUUAUCAUCACCUUCCUACGGGGAUUGUUCUUAUAUUUAUACUGUUAAAAUUAAUUAAAAAAACAAACUAAAAAAUACAAGUGGUUGCGUCUGUUAUGGUUCUGUUGUGUUUGCAAAAACGACUGAGACUUGUGUAAUUAAUAAUUCGUUUCAUAUUGUGGUUUUAGAGAAUAUUUUGAAUAUAUUAGUAUAUAGAAUCACUAUCUCAUUGUAAAUGGACUUUGUGAGGAAGCUUAUCUAAGAACUGUGGCAGAAUUCUAGUCAAGUGCGUUUUUCAUCUCUGAUAGUCAUCCAGCUGUGUAAGUCUUCAGUGGUUAAUAGAUGUAAUAUAGAUAUAAAUAGCAUGUCCCGGCGUGUGACCAGUAAACAUUGCAUGGAACAGUUUAUAAACUUUCUCAAAAUGUGAAUAUUUCUGCAUCUUUUUGAGUUGUGUAACUAGACUGUGGUAAAUCAAAAUGGUGAUGAAUGCUUUUUCAUAUUCUUAGUCCUCACGAAUGCAAUGGAGACCCUUUUACAAUGUUUUAUUUCCUUGAUUUGUCUGGUUGUCAUAUAAACAGAUGAACCACCAUGCAGGCUCAAUGAGGCCAAAUCCUAGCAUCCUUUAUGAUACUCUUGGCACUUCCAUCUCGCCGUGGAUUGUGGAGAUCGGGUUUUGCCAAACACUGUGGAAGGUGCCAUAUGUGUGCAUGCUACAAUACGAGGAAAUUAUUUCAAUAGCAUAAGAAAAUUAUAACGAAAAAAGGUAUGAAAGAAUAAAUAAGAUCUUGCAAUGAUUUGUUUCCCCCUUUCAUUUGUUACUGACACAAAGUGCAGUAGACCCACUCAGAGAUGGCAAACCUCGUUCCCCCUAUCCACGGUUAGCUGGGACUGCUGGGUGCUUUUGCUUUGUGAUCAAUACCUGUACAUGUACAUCAUUAUGAUUUUGUAUUUCACAAUCAAAUUGCAUAAGGUUUACUCCGUCUCGCUCAAGGUGUGUGUAUUCAUAUGCUCUUUUGUGUUUUUGUCAGGCCGAUGUCAUUGGUUUGUCAUUGUUUACGGCUUGGCCUGUAUUGUUCAAAUAGUUCAAAAUACUGAAACAAUUGGUAUUGUUGGGUCCUCAGUCAAGAGCUUUACACUUUGCUGCAGAAUACCAUGAAGCUUGGGGGGAAAGGGUUUCCUGUCCUAAUGUCUCGUUGCUAAACGUAUCAAUUCUGAUUCCCGCGGAAUCAGGCCUUAGACCACACUAGUGGGUAUCCCAGAUCACAAUAGUUUCGGCCCACCUCGGCGUCCCCCCUAAAUGAUGAGUAUUAUGACGGAUGAGCAAUGACAAAAAAGCCGAGGAAAUAUAGUGGUGUUAUCAGAAAUUUCAGUUGGAAAGAAUUUGUGUUGAGUAGUAUCGGUAUAGGUUUUAAACCCAAAAGCGUUAAGGACACUUCAUUACUUUCAUUACUCGAUCACGGACCUCGCAAUGAUAUAAACGGCUAGAGACCCACCCGGUGAUAAUUAAAGCAGAAUUGAUGAGAGCCUUGCCUAUGCCAUACUGCAAUCCAAUAUCGUUGAUGUCUUAAUGAGUGCGCAUAUCAGCCGACAUGAAAAUCCACUCUCUCUGGUUAGAGCAUUUCCUGUUGCUGGUGGUUCAGAAGGAUUAGCAGCAAAUUAGUGACUGUAAAACCGAACCAUGAGUGGUGUUGGUGACCUUGGUUUUAACUCUUAGAUGACAACUGUUGCCCAUUUAGAAGCCUGUAAGUAGAUUUUUAUUUUGGUGAUGAAGGGGAGGCUGUUGAUCGUGUUUACAUCCAAUUUGACCAGAGUGUGAAAUUCAACUCUUGAAGAACAUUAUCCAGUGAGGUUUCUUUCCCUCUUAUGACACCUUGACGCUACACAUUAGAGGAAAGAUGUCUCAUAUACUCCCCCCACUCAAGGGAUUGACACAUUUCCAUUUUGAUAUCAGAUCUUAUGGGUCAAGCAUCGAUGCGGCAAAACAAUUCGCCAACCUUCCAAGGGAACGACACCUUGCAAGGGAACCACGACCACAUAACAUUUCGCCGGCGGAACACCAAAAUUAUCACAAGAUUUCGACAUACCGGUACCGGUCUUCAAAGAUUCCUUAACCAAUCAUAAACGCCUAGGAUUACCGAGGGUGUUGAUGCUUUUCCACCCUUGAGGAGGGACGUCCCGAGUUAUGUGUUGAUCAAAAUGUGUUAGUUCGAUAUGUCCUGUUUUCCUUCAAGUCGUCUGCAUCAAAAUAAUAUACUGUUUAUAGUCCUUUUAAGGGCCGAGUUUGUUCGUUCAGAAUUUGAAAUUGUGUUUGAAAUUGUCCAGUUAUGUAAAUACUCAUUAAACAUGAAUUUGAACAAUGCUGUUACUGGCACUGAUAUAAAAACACUUUACAUGCCGAGUUUCAUGAUGGUGGCAUGUAUACUAGCUGUUACCAGCGGGCCACUUUUGUACAAACAUUGCCUUUAGUAAUUCAAUCACCUCGCUUCUUAUAACCUUAUCGGUUGCGUCGUAAUAACAAGGUUGUGAUCUUGUCCUAGGGUUGCAGUGAAACUUCUGACAACAGCACUCUCCUUGGAAAUCACAAAGAAGCGCAGUCCGUUCCCAAAGUGUUCAGGGGCACUGCGUGUACCCCCCAUGAUGUGAUGUAAAACUAUGACAGAGUACAUCAGCACAAAAUUGCACAAAUGCCCUAGCUUGCAGUCGAAACAGGUUCGUUUGGAUUUUAUGCUAUGAGUGAAGGAUGAGAAGUUCGUUUCGACUAUCAGUGUCAUUUUUUAAUGCUCCCUUGUAAAGUUUUUUCUACAGGUCAAACCAAUUUAGUGAUGGAUUGGAACUAUUCAGUGAAGUUGUAAUUAUAUGAUAAUAUCAAUAUUUUUCAUCGCGUAUGAACAAAGUUGACACAAAGGCCCUUAAAACCUUAAGUGAAAUACAUAUAGAAAGGUCACAUCCAACUGAGACUGUCUUAAGUCUGAAGUAAGAUUAAUCAAAAGGACGUUGCCAGGUGUUUCGAAGGCGACAUCUAAGAUGACUUUCUCAAGAGAAUCCUCAACUCUAUUGUGAAUCUGAUGAGCGGUGAAGCUUCGUCAGUUGUGUAGGAGUAAGUCCCUUGUAAAUUUUAAGCUUAUUGUUCUUUUGAAGUGAUUGUGAAAGCAAUGGAGCCCCGCGAUGUCCCCCUCGGCUGUCAUGAGUAUGUGAUGGUUCAAGUUGCCAAUAUAUUUGUUAUCUCAUGCUUUCAUACUUAGCUCAUUUGUUGACUUUUAAUCAAAUUUUUCGGCAGUAAGAUGAUGUGUGGUGACUGUUACCAUGGGUAGAGAACACUUUAAUGAUAUUGUAUUCUAACGCUAACUUUAUUUUUGUGAUUGAGUAAUUAUAUGAAAUAUAUUAACACAGACAUUUAGGGCACCAUUUAAUGCGUUUCCGAUCCUGGAGCUGGUUACAAUUCAAUCGCAAGAUGAUGGAUGAUGACAACUUCAGACCUCGUAGCCAGGUUUAAGUUUCAUCAUGAUUGUGUGUGAUGACCUUAUGUGACAGUGUCACCAGGGGUGAGGAUCAGUCAGAUAGAGAUUAGGGGCUGGGCUUACCAUAGAUUAAUGCCCAGGGUAAUCUGGUCAGUCAGAGAAGCGCGCUCCAUGGAGCCAAUAUUUGAAGCACUGUAGGUAAGCAUUGCAAAUGCCACUCAAGCAACUGUAAGUAAAUUGCUGGAAAAUAAGAAAGGCGCAUACCACCCUAAUUCUGUCAUACAUUCAGAAUUGCUGGAUAGUUAUAUAAGGUCUUGCAAUAAAUGGUGCCCAUAAGCAGAUUACGAAUUCCUCAAGGUCAGCUCAAGGUCAGAUGACGAUGAUCUGUUGUGAGGUCAUUUCAGUUUGCGCGCUCUGCAUGUACUGUUUAUCCAAUCAAGGGUCGUUCAGAGAUGGUUACAGAAUGUCAUUGCAGUUCUGCCACACCGAUCAAGUUGUGACGACUCCUGAAUGAUUAAGCCUAAUGGAGGCCAUGUGCAAUGCAAGCAAACCAGAAAUAAGAUUUGUUGUCUGGUGUUGAUUGGCUAAAGUGAAUGCCAGUUUGAUUGGUGUUUAUCCUCUCUGUGCCCGCCGCCUAUUGUUGCACUGUAGAACUAGAUUUUACCUUUUCUAGCGUGGGAGCAAGAAUUUAAAGUGAAUCAUAAGAAUUGAGAUACUUUAGCUUUUAUCAGACAAGAUUUUUGUUCAACAAACUUUGCAUGCAAAACAAGCAUAAUCAAGUGAAAUAAUCAAUUCGUACCGGUAUACGUAUUAAUCAUAUCUUUUAAUAAAUUUCCAAAAGAGAAAGUUUUCAACGUUUUCGCCAUUGAGUGAGUGUGGCUUUGAAAACAUUAAAAAGUGAAAUUCAACCACUGUUACCUGGAGUCGGCGAAUGGUUUGACAACUGGGAAAACAAACCCACUGGGAAAAUUUGUUUUGUCAACAAUAUUUUUCAGGAAAUUGACAGUUCUGAUAAAAUACUACAAUGUUCAACUCUAUGUUUCUCUUUAAUCGUGUCCCCUUGUAGGCUUUUUGCAUUCAGUAAAAUAUUGUAAAUAGUAAUGUGGUCUUCUUCACCAUGUGACUUGGGAGUUGUGUACAUAAUUUUCGUCUUUGAGAUUCGCCAUUUUAUAUUCCUUUACUCCUUUAUCCUGGCUUUGAUGACCUGUACACCCGUACAGCACCAGCAGUCACCUCGUUUGCUCGCAGGAAUAUUGGGAACUUUCUGUCAUCCAGUGAGGUACUGUAAAACCAGGCAGGAGCAGUCAUGACUGUCUUGGUUGUGGCAUCAUCAAAUCUCAGGAUGUACAGGUGCUGCUACAUGCAUCAGAUACAGUGGUUCCAGGCUGAGUUUGCAGUAGAGUUCUGAAUUGACAAUAUGUAAACAAUGGCUUCCUGGAUGUUGCCAAUCUUCGUCUCCACAAGCUGGUCGUGCACUUGAUAUUCCAGUUUAAGAAUCACUUUAAUAGCUCUAUCUAUGAUUAGCUUGGCUGGAAUCUUUUAAUGCUGGCUAUAUACAAUCUUUUCCUCAUAUUGAUGAUAUUUAAUGACAAGAUCUUGAAACUUGUUCGGACUCUUACACUAUAAAGAAACCCAGCUUGUGGAUAAGAAGGUUUUGAGCGAACUGAGUGAAUUAAUCUUGGGUAAAGGUUGGCCAAAGCCUCCUUGAGCAGUGGUGCCAUUAUAACACUCUCGUGACCACCAAGGUCCACCGUUAUAGGGACCUGUAACACGGGUAAAGUCAAGCCUGAUGGAAUCCACUGAUGCAAUUUCGGCGAUGUCCACUUUGAGAUGGGGUUCCAAUAAUUUGUGUGAUAUUUAGGGUUACCACAAUCGACUGUUUGCAAUCUGAGUGAGUGUCCCGGUACAGAAUGCUGGGAAAGAUUAUUGGCUUCUCCAGAGCAAACUAGGUGGCGCUGAGCUGGUCACUAUCACGUGAUCCAAGUGGCAUUAGGAUAGGUUACGCUUAUUUUUCAGUCUGUUCACACAUCAGGUUCAUGUAAUAUCAAUAAAAUGUUUAUACCAUUAA